AUGGCCGACCCUGUUAUCGGUGCCACAAUUCAGGUCACAUUGGAAACGGCACUGUCUCUUGCCUCUGAUAGGAUUGGUAUGUUAGUUGGGUUCAAGAAGGAUCUGGCCAGCAUGACUCGAUCUCUUCGGUUUAUCAAUGCUCGCUUGUCUGAUGCUGAGGAAAAGCAACAAAACCAGGACCGGGUAGUGCAUGAAUGGUUGAAGUGUCUCGAGGAGGUGGCUUAUGAUGCUCAGAAUGUGUUGGAUGAGCUCCACUAUGAAUCUCUUCGUCACCAGGUGGAGUCCCGAAACCGACACAAGCUCAAGUCAGUCGUGCCUGCUGCCCUCCCUGCUGCUCCUGCUGUUGGAGGCACGAGAGGUCGGCAGACCGACUCUGUUGUUGCUCCAAUGGUUGGAAGAGCCGAUGAUGAAUCAGAGAUAGUGAAGAUUUUGUUGAGCCUGUCUGAGAAGGUUGUUUCUGUUCUUCCCAAAGUUGGUAUGGGAGGUUUAGGCAAAACAACUUUGGCUAAAUCCAUAUACAACAACAAGCAAAUUGAUGAACACUUUGACAUAAAGAUUUGGGUUUGUGUAUCGAAAAAAGUUCCAAUAGAGGAGCUUUUCAAACUCAUAUUAGUGCAUUUGACGAAAGAAAAGGUUGAAGUGGAUCUUAGGGACGUCAUCGUUGAAAAAAUUGGGAACAACCCAGGGGGAAAAAGAUAUCUCCUAGUCCUUGAUGAUGUGUGGAAUGAUGAUCAAGCAUUGUGGGAGGACUUUUUCAACACCUUGAAGGGGCUCAAUCCAACCAAUGGAAGCUGGUGUUUGGUCACUACUCGUCCAGGUCCAGUGGCGCAGUGUGUGUCUAGAGUUUUCAUGAUGGAAAAUGAAGCCUAUCGAUUAGGAAAACUACCUGAUGCGACUGCCGAGGUGAAGGUCCGAACUGGCCUCGUGAUCGGGGAUCGAGCUGGUCAAGCGUCCGACCUGCACGGAAAUGAGCUGCGGGGCUGA
This is a messenger RNA of Coffea arabica (coffee), 984 nucleotides long. The record is from RefSeq and is a predicted model, not a curated record. NCBI's taxonomy places the organism in Eukaryota, Viridiplantae, Streptophyta, Magnoliopsida, Gentianales, Rubiaceae.